UGCGUCAGCGGCAACUAGGAUUAAAGUUUUCCUGUGAGCGGUCAGAGGACUUGACUUCAUAAAAUGUCCACCUCGGUGUUCAGGCGGAAUAGUUGCCGCGGAGGGUCGUGCGGCGCCCGGACAUCAGCGGAGGGCAACAGGCGCAGAAGCUCCAGCUGCUUUGCACCUGGAGCUCAGGCUGAGGACUUCUCUGUGAGCCUCAACCAGCCCAUAGUUUCUAUCGCUCUGCGCUUCUUCUUGGCCAUAGACCUGUGGCUGUCCAAGCGCCUGGGAGUGUGCUCCUGUGAGGAGGCUGCGUGGGGGAGUAUACGGCCCCUGGUUCGGCUGGUGGAGUUCUCAGGUCACGUCGCUCCGUGGCUCUUCGGCGCAGUUUACACGCUCCUCCGAGGAGAGACCACAGAAGAGCAGGAGAUCAUGCUCAACCUGACCCUGGCUUUGCUUCUAGACCUGAUGAUGGUCAGACUUCUGAAAAGAUUGGUCAGACGUCGAAUGCCUGCCCAAAACCGGUCGGACAUCUUGUCUACCUUUUUUGUGGAGAAGUAUUCAUUCCCAUCUGGCCACGCCACGCGGGCCGCCCUGUGUGCUCGCUUCCUGAUGGCCCAGCUGGUUGACACUUACUCGAUGCGGGUGCUGGUCCUGGGGUGGGCCUCUUUGGUCAGUCUGUCCCGACUGCUGCUGGCCAGACACUAUGUGACAGAUGUGUGCUUCGGCCUGGCCAUGGGCUACUGUCAGUAUGGCCUGGUGGAGCAGCUGUGGGUGUCCUGGGACUGUCUGCAGGAUGUCCUGCUGCUCAAAGUGAGGGAGAGGUUCACCAGAGCCUACAGUCAACUGUGGUCAGCAGACUGGGCUCUGUAGACUUUCUAAAAGAAGAGAAAGAACUGUGAUUUUCACACCUUGGAAAAUAUUUGUUGUAGUACCCUCUCAAUGAAUUUAAAUGACAAUUCCAACGGCAAUAAUUAUGGAUAAAUACAACUGCACUAACAUCUA
This is a messenger RNA of Periophthalmus magnuspinnatus, 987 nucleotides long. Its product is annotated as polyisoprenoid diphosphate/phosphate phosphohydrolase PLPP6-like. NCBI's taxonomy places the organism in Eukaryota, Metazoa, Chordata, Actinopteri, Gobiiformes, Gobiidae. The coding region runs from base 64 to 855 and encodes 263 amino acids. Gene Ontology annotation, molecular function: sphingosine-1-phosphate phosphatase activity. The record is from RefSeq and is a predicted model, not a curated record. The transcript is spliced from 2 exons.